AUGUCCCACGAAGGUGAAGAAGAACUCCUCGACUACUCUGAUAGCGAAGAUAUCACUGUCUCCGCCUCCACCGCAACUGCUCCUGCUGCUGCCACUGAGGGUACUGCUCAGGCCGCUGAAGACGGCUUGGCCAUUAAGCAGGAGAAUGGCGACAAGAAGGGUUCAUAUGUUGGUAUCCAUUCCACUGGUUUCAAGGACUUUUUACUCAAGCCUGAGCUUGUCCGUGCCAUUACUGACAGUGGUUUUGAGCAUCCUUCUGAAGUCCAGCAGGUUUGCAUUCCCCAAUCUAUUCUUGGUACUGAUGUUCUUUGUCAGGCUAAGUCUGGUCUUGGUAAGACUGCUGUUUUUGUUCUUUCUACUUUACAGCAGAUUGAGCCUGUUGACGGCGAGGUUUCUGUUAUUGUUUUGUGCCACACCAGAGAGUUGGCUUACCAGAUUAAGAAUGAGUACUCUCGUUUCUCUAAGUACUUGCCCGACGUUAGAACCUCUGUCUUUUACGGUGGUACCCCAAUUGCCAAGGAUAUUGCUCUGAUUAAGGACAAGACUACCUGUCCCCACAUUAUUGUUGGUACUCCUGGUAGAUUGAAUGCUCUUGUCCGUGACAAGUUCCUUCGUCUUAGCAACAUCAAGACUUUUGUUAUUGAUGAGGCUGACAAGGUUUUGGAACAGCCCGAUAUGCGUCGUGACGUUCAGGAGAUUUUCCGCUCUACCCCCCACCAGAAGCAGGUUAUGAUGUUUUCAGCUACUCUUUCUCAGGAGAUUCGCCCCAUUUGCAAGAAGUUUAUGCAGAACCCCCUGGAGAUUUACGUUGACGAUGAGACUAAGCUGACUCUUCACGGUCUGCAGCAGUACUAUGUGAAGCUUGCUGAGCGCGAGAAGAACCGCAAGCUCAAUGAAAUUUUGGAUACACUUGAGUUCAAUCAGGUGAUUAUCUUUGUCAAGUCGACCAAGAGAGCCGACGAGUUGAAUCGUCUGUUGAAUGAGUGCAACUUCCCCUCAAUUGCUGUGCACAGUGGUAUCCCUCAGGAGGAGCGUAUUGCUAGAUACAAAUCCUUCAAGACUUUUGAGAAGCGUAUUUGCGUUGCUACUGAUGUUUUUGGCCGUGGUAUUGAUAUUGAGCGCAUCAACUUGGCUAUUAACUACGAUCUGCCUGAUAAUGCUGAUCAGUACCUCCACCGUGUUGGUCGUGCAGGCCGUUUUGGUACCAAGGGUCUUGCGGUGUCGUUUGUUUCAACCGAGGAGGACCAGCAGGUUCUGGACUCGAUUCAGUCCCGGUUCGAAGUUAACAUUUCUCCAUUCCCUGAGGAGGGCAUUGAUGCUUCUACUUAUAUGAACUCUUAA
Magnusiomyces paraingens is the source of this 1341-nucleotide messenger RNA. RefSeq lists its product as uncharacterized. Gene Ontology annotation, biological process: mRNA export from nucleus; mRNA splicing, via spliceosome. The coding region runs from base 1 to 1341 and encodes 446 amino acids. Gene Ontology annotation, molecular function: ATP binding; RNA binding; RNA helicase activity. The record is from RefSeq and is a predicted model, not a curated record. Lineage: Eukaryota; Fungi; Ascomycota; Dipodascomycetes; Dipodascales; Dipodascaceae. The transcript has 2 exons.